GUGCACUUGUUGAGUUUAUUUGUGUUUGUGAAGAAGCUCGUAUAAUAAAAUGUUUCACCUUUAUUGUUUUUCUUAUAUUAAAAAAUAUAUAACUAAUGUUUUGUUGUGAGAUUUUACAAGUUUCUAGACGAAAAUGGAAACGUUUAUGCCAUCGGAAAUUGCUAGACUAGUCAUCGGUUAUUUGGAGGAACAAAAAUGUGAUGAGGCAGCGAAAAUAUUCCUGGAAGCGUCUCCACUUUUGCAAGAAUGUCGAAUGGUUCAAGCAAGUGGGAAAACAUUUCGAAGACUAGUCAGAGAAAUGACUUUAAUCGACGUUUUCGACAAAUAUUGUUCCAUAAUUUCCUUCAUUCAAGAGAGGCUAAGCAAAAUUGCUGAUUCUGAUCAAGUGAAGCAUUGUGGAGAUUUUCUUGAACAACUCAGAUUUUUAAUUGAUGGUUCACGAAGUCAACGUUUUGUUGUCAAUAUCAAUGUACCAUCUCAGAAUUCAGCGACAAAUUCAGGAGGAUCGCCAAUUAUUUCCAGUAGUAUUAGAAAAAGACAGCGGAGUGGAAGUGAUCGUGAUCGCUGUAAGCGUUUUGCGAAAUUACAGCAAACACCCGAGAAGCAGUAUCAUUCUGAUAACAUUCAUUGUGAUAAAAUUGAAGCAACACCUGCUGAAAGUCUACCGGGUUAUAUUGAUUCAACAAAAUCGGUUCCUGGCGAAGGAUCAUCUGCUAAACAUAUAAUUAAGGAACCUCAUAUUAUUCACGAUGAAUUCAAUGACUACGAUUCUAGAUUUUGUAUGCCUGGAACAUCAGAACAAGCCGAGAGUGUGCAGGACUCACACAAAAAUGAAGGAAAAAAUACUGGAGAUUUAAAUAAGUGUGUACCGUUUUCGACAACUCCGUUAAAAUGUUCAAUGUCCACUGACACACAGGAUUUAAUUAAAAAUUAUCAAACUACAGGAACACAACCAUUGCCUUGGGUGGAAAUUCUUGACUAUGAGGAUUUAAUGAAGAACGAGACUCUCGAGAACUUAAGCUUGCUGAAUCAAGGUUUAUUACACUGUAAAGAAAUUCAGGAACAAAUAGCAGAAAAUAUUAAUAAAAGUGGUGUACUACCGAUUGACACAAUCUACAAAGACGAAAGCCUCGUCGUGAAUCCCUGCAUUUUGAAUAAUUCCGGAAUUUUCAAGUCAAUUGUCGAGGAAACAAUGGUUACUCCAUCAUUUCGACAAUUUGUCGGCUCAGUUUUAAAAAUUACCGACUCAAAUUCAAAUACGAACGUUGAAGCCAAGGGUAAAUCGGAAUUCAACCAAAAUGAGCAACAAAGAGAAUCGAAUCAAAACAAUCUAACUGAUAUAUUAACAAUACCAGAACGAAAUGAAAAUAAAAUCAUCGAAACCACAGAGAAUCAGAUUGAAGUACGCAAUUUUUCUUCAAUUCAACGUUCUAAAUUUUCGAGUGAAGUUAAAGAAGCCAUUGAGGGAAUUAAUAUCAGUGAUCUCAAUGAUCAGAAUAAUGCCGCUAUUCAAAGUAUCAUAAAUGCAAAUUCAGCAAAUACUGAAUUAAAAGAUGAGAAAUCGACUUCAGAACAAGUGAACAAUGAAUUUAUGCCGAAGAACAAUGUUGCCGACGAUAAAAAUAUCAACUCCGAAGAAAAUAUUCCCGUCGAUCUUGACACAAGUAUCGAAAUUGUCGAACCCGUUCCUGUCGUUUCCAAUAAACCGAAAAUCAUUUCUAUGAAAGUUCUCUCCAAGGAGAAUAAAUUUUCAAAGAGGAAGGAAAAGAAACCGGUGAAAGUUGUUCCGGCUCCGAAACCGGAAAUUUAUUCUGAUACAAUGAUAACUCCCACGUUAGUUGUUUGCUCAAAGGAUGAACCUGGCAGUUUUCUGGGAGUUCCUCCAUCAUAUACAAAUCUAAUGAAUCCCCAGUAUCUGAAGAUUGCUCCAAAAACUAUUCAAGUCAAGCAAGAACCUGUUUAUUUCAAACACGUGAAUGUACCAAAAAAAUUGCCUAAAUCUUCAAAGAAGAAUAAAAUACAGGAACAAAAUCCACUUCCAAUGGCGAUCGCUCCAGUGACGAUUUCAGUACCAACAGUCGAAUUACCAACACAAUUACCGGUAAUAACUAUCAGUGAUGAAAAAAUUGUUGAAACAGAAUUCGUACCCAAAUCACUUCCAAGUAUCGAUACAAUUGAGGAAGAUUUCGAACCAGUGAAAAGUGUUCCUGAAAAUGUCAAAUCAGAUGUGGAGGUAGUGAAAAUCGAUAUUCCGAAAAUAGUCACUGCCAAGGAGACAAAUUUAAAUAGUAUUGAACCCGUUUGCAAUUUGGAGAAGAUUACACUUUAUGGUAAUGAAACUAGUGCCGCGGAAUUUUUAGGUGGCAACGAAAUUGAAACUUUAAAUGUCGACGCUUCGAUGACAUUCUCCCUCUCUGGAUUGUCGCCAUUUUUAAAAAUGAAUCGCGUUGAUGAGAAGAAUAAUGUUGAAGUAAUAAAGAAUAUUGAAGAAACGAAGGAACCACAAGAGACGGUGAAUUUAAGCGAAAAAAUUCCAGUUCCCAUGUCAAGUGUAAUCGAAAAGAAAAAUGAUUUAAUAACCAAACGAACACCAAAAUCAAUUAUCAAGAGUCGUUCGAAAAAUCAUCGUCUCAGUUUAUCGACACCACGUCGACGUCACAGUCACGUAAGAGCCCUGGAUUUCGGCACACCACCAAAGUCUUCAAAUUCAGCCAGUAAAUCAACAAGUAAAAUUUCUCCCUCCUCAGCCAGAAAUCGUUCAAAAUCACACUGUCGAACUUCUCUAUUCAAAUCACCGCCGUUCGUCACUUCAUCGUCUAAAAAUAAUACAAAAAGUCCACCGAAGGAAGAAAGUGCCUAUAAAAUUCCCAUAGCCACGCGUAGUCCAGCUCCAAAAUUAAUGGGCGGUUGGGAAAAAUUCACCGGAAUGGAUAUGAUUUUAGGUAAAGUUUCGCCUAACGAAAAUUCCAAUUUCCCACCAAUCGAAAAGACUGAGAAAAAAUCGUCAAAAGUCCUAAAGAGCUGGGACAGUGAAUUACGAUUAAUGGCCAAUCCGGAGACGACAGUCGCAACAAGUGUCAAGGAGAGUAACGCCAAAAGUUCCAAACGCAAAAGUAAAAUUCGAAAGGAGACCGACAGUGCAAAGAAGAAACAUGUCUCGAAAAAAUUGACAAAUUCGACCAAAAAAUCAAAAAAACGAAAUUCUUCUCACAGUGAAAAUAAGGACGUUUCCGGUGAUAUAUCCAGUGAAGUUUCGGCAAAUAUUUCGAGUCAUAAUCUUUCGGAAAAAGAUGAAAAUCAAGAUCAAAAUCUUUCACUCAAGGAUUCAUUGAAUGACAAGAGUAAGACAUCGGAAAAGAACGAAUCUUUGGAUAAUUCAAAAACUUUCUUCCCAAGCGAUAAAGAUUUAUCCUUUACACUAGACGAAUCCGAAAUUCAAGCAAACUCAAAAAUUCUCUCCACUCCCGAAUUAAUCGAAACUCUCUCCUCAACGACAAGUCGAACGAAAACAAUAGAGAAAAAAUCGGGCGAUAUUGUCAAGAAAUACGCCAAAGUUGUGACAAUUCCAAGAAGCGAACAACAACAAAAUGUUGAAUUCAUGAAAACAUCGCCAAAUUAUUCGGCUAAAAUAAUGCAACUCGAGACACCGAGAAAAUUCGAAAAUUCCAAAGAUAUUCCACCGACGCCAAGGUUUUUGAGUCCAAACAGUAGUUCAAUAACGCCAUUCACAAAAGUAUCGCGCAAUGAAGAUUCAAGUAAAAUUCCCGAUUUGUUUCCAACACCCGAUUUCGCACCAACGCCGGGCAAUAAAUUAACGCCUAAUCUCGCUGGUGAUAACACGAAGGACGCGUUAAAAAAAGGUGAAUUUAGCUCCUGUUCCCCGUAUUAUCAGCCGAGUUCCGAAACUAGUGACGCUCCGACCGAAUUAACGAAGAGUGCUAAUAAAAGUAUCACGAAAGUCGAGGAAUUCCAGGUUGUCAAGGUAAAUUUAGGACGUGAGGAGGCGGCGAAGGAGGAAUUGGUAAUUUCCUCGAGUGUCAUUGAAACGGUGGAAAUUAGCGAAAAUGUAGUGAACGAACAGUCGGACAAGAGUUCGAACGAGAGCGACAAUGAAUCGGACAGCGAUAGUGACACAUCGUCGAGUUAUUCCUCCAGGUCCUCUUCUUCAUCGUCAAGUAACUCGAAUGAGAGUUCGGAUUCAUCCGGCAGUGAAGAUCAAUCACCGGUCAAGAAAGUUGCUUCCGAUUCCAGUGAUGAUUCGUCGUUACAACUCACCUGCGAGCCGGAGAUUGUGAAUGAGGAAAAAACCGCUGUUGUCGAUGUUCAAGUUUUGACAACAAAUUCGGAAAGUCUGGCGAAAAUCGGUGAUGAAAUUAAGAAUAUUGAAAGUUCGAUUCAAACUUCUGUUCAAACUUUAGUUCAAACUUCGGUACAAACUUCGAUUCCAGCUUCUGUUCAAACUUCGAUUCCAGCUUCUGUUCAAACUUCGGUUCCAGCUUCUGUUCAAACUUCGGUUCCAGCUUCUGUUCAAACUUCGGUUCCAGAUUUUGUUCAAACUUCAGCUCCAACUUCUGUUCGAACUUCGAUUCAAACCUUAGUUGAAAAGAAAGUGGAGAGAAAAAUAGAAAUCGAAAAACCAGUUGCAAAAGAAGCGUCACCGUUGAAAAUGUUUUCGGUCGUCGAUCAAAAUGACGAUCAGGAAACACCGGCUAAAAAUGAUUUACUCAUCGAGGCGACAAUUUCCGAAACUCCAAGUAGUUCGAAAGCGGGCACUGACAUAACGACUAAUUUAACGAGCAAAAUUUCGGAGAUUAUCACCUCGGAGGAAAAUCUACUGAAAACAGCAGUGGCAUCGAUUUAUUCCUCGGAUAAAAAACAAGUGGCGAGUAUAUUGAGCAACGCCGACAAGAAAUUACCGUCAACUUUACAGCCAAUCGACUACGAUCAAUUAAAAAUGCAGCUCGAUUCAAAACGCGAGCGCCUCAAGAAAGGUUUCGUAGAAGCAAGUUCACGAACUAGAACAAGAGCCGCUGUCAAUCAGGACAAGCGGAGAAAUUCCACUCGAGUACGAAACGUACAAUCAAGAAAAAUUACAUCGAGAAAAAUUACCAAUCCCCAAACGAUGGCAAUUCCAAUUCAAAAUCCAAUUCAACGAGAUUCAACGAGAACAUUGUCGAAUCAAUCAAAUCAGAAUCCAAAGAAUGAAAUUCCGUCGAUUCGAGAAAUUCCCAUCAUUGACAACACCAACAAACCAAUGAUUACAAGCAACGAAAAGAAACAAGAAACGGAGAGUUUGCCAAUUUCGAAGAAGACAAAAACGCCAAAGAAGGGACGAACGCCCAAAAAAGGGAAAACGCCGAAAAAGGGAAAGACACCGAAACGGACAAAAAAAGCGGAGAGUUCGCAGGAACAGGAAACGAAAGAGAACGCGAAUGAUCGGAUUUUGAAAGCAGAGGAGAAUAAACUGGAAACUAAGGAAAAGAAGCAAUUGAUUGAAAAAGAAGAAGCGCGCGAGGAAAAGAAUUCAGACACAAAACUAAAGGAAAUUAUAGUAGCCCUCGAAGAUGAGAAACUCACUCUAAAAGCAAAAGUCGACUUAGUGAAACGUGAUUUAUUUAGUGACGAUGAACAAAUUGAUCAACGAAGAACAAGAUCGAAAUCACGGCAAACCUCCGAGAAUCAUAAAACUGAUACUAGUGAUCAAAAUUCAGAGCAAACAGCAGAUGAGAAAUCAAAGGAAAAUUUACCCUGCGUUCUGGAGAGUUUGGAAUUAGUGCCGAAAAAUAAAAACGACAGUGUUGAACAAAGCUUCCUGAAUGUCACCGAAGUGAGACAUGGGGAAUAUCAUUUUAUUUAUGACGAGACAACGGCUGUUAAAGUGAAAAGAAAACGUAAAUACAGUUUCACCGAUAUGGAAAUUGAUUUAGAUAAUGGUGAGACGCGUCGAAUUAUUCUUGCGGUCACGCCAAUGGAGGAGAUAUAUAAUGUUUCGCCAAAACCGAAAAAACGUGCCGCCAAGAGGAGUCCGACUAAAAAUAAUAAAAAAUUGACAAAUGUCAUUGAGAAUUAUGAUAAACCAUUGGCUUCAUCGUCGCCGAUUUUAAAAAAUGUGCAAUCGACGGGUUUCAAUAAGAAUAUUAAUGCGAAGAACGAGGAAAUAGUGAGAAAUGAUAAUAUUAUCGCUGGAAAAACAGUUGAGAAAGAGAAACCAAAAGGAAAGUCACGUAAGAGGAAAAUGUCAGUGGCAGAAGAACCAGAACAUACAAAAGCAAAAGUAAGCGCACCUGAAAAUUUAGCACUACUUCGAGACAUGGAAGUGGAAAAACUUCUCUCCUACAUUCACGGAGAGGCAUAAAAAUUAAUAUUCAACAAAGUUUUUUUUCCCCAUAUUUCGGAAUAUUUUUUCCCUGGAUUAGACGGAAAAAAAGGAAGUGCAAAAAAAGACAAAAGUAAAUUUUUCUCCUUGAAUAGAAAUGGAAAAUAAUGGAUGUUAAAAAGAGAAAAAAAAAGUGUAAAACAGAAGACAAAAGUAGCAACGUAUUGAAUGUGUUGCAUUUAUUACAAAGACUUCAAUUUAUAGAUUAUAAUAGAGUUAAAAAAAUGUCACAAAACUUGUUUUGUAUGUACAAAAAAUAUUGAUUUCUCCAAAAAAAAGAAUUAUUUAGUAUUUUAGAAACAUUUAGUUUUAUAUAACUGUAAAUAUUAUACUUGUGCUUUCGAAUGUGACAUUAAAAAAAGAUUCUUUUUUUUAAAAAAAAAUCUUUCUUUUUGUAAUUAGAUUUAAAUUUAGAUAUCAUAAUAUAAAAAAACAUGUAAGUGCGAUUUUAAGCGUGUUAAAGUUGUCAAUUUUUUAAGCUUCUAUGUAUGGUAAAAAAUGACACGACAAUUAUGUUUAUAAAGAAAUUUGACUUUUUUCAGUAUUAAAUUUAAUGAUUUUUGUUUAA
Messenger RNA from Leptopilina heterotoma, 6944 nucleotides. Its product is annotated as serine-rich adhesin for platelets-like. Gene Ontology annotation, molecular function: protein binding. The record is from RefSeq and is a predicted model, not a curated record. Lineage: Eukaryota; Metazoa; Arthropoda; Insecta; Hymenoptera; Figitidae. Bases 134 to 6355 code for a protein of 2073 amino acids. The transcript has 11 exons.